ACCUACUAAACCAGCGCUUCUCCUUGACAUUUACCUUCCCCAUGGAUCCUUCAAAGAUAAGAAAGAAAAUCCGUCGCUUUCGAAUCCUCAUCAUAGGAAGAGCGAAUGCAGGAAAAACUACCAUCCUUCGAAGAGUUUGCAACACACGGGACAACCCAAUAAUAUAUAACAGCGCCGGGAAAAAGAUCGAUCUUGCAACUAUAACGGCAUCCAGAGAGCGCGGAGAGCACGAUAUCGACAAUGAAUUGGUGUUUGAAAGCAACCCAGGAUUUGUCUUUCAUGAUUCACGCGGUUUCGAGGCGGGCAGCGCAACCGAAUUCGACAAGGUCAAGGAAUUUAUCACUAGCCGUUCAAAGAAAACUAAACUAAGCGAUCAACUACACGCUAUCUGGUACUGCAUCCCGAUGGAUGAGGCACACAGGUCAUUCACUGAAGGUGAAAAUAAAUUUUUCUCUCAGUGCGACACAGGAACCGUUCCAGUGAUCGUACUGUUCACAAAGUUCGAUGCCUUCUACGACGUCGCAUUCGCAGAGCUGAAGAAGGAAGGAAAAUCUCGAAAGGACGCCAAAGAACUGGCCCCAAAACACGCCGAAGAGUCAUUUGUUAACGGGCCACAAUUGAAGUUUCUCAAAGACGUCCGAUGGCCGCCGAAAUGUCAUGUUUGCCUUCCUAACAUGAACAACGAUGAUGCAGAUUGCGGACCACUGAUGGAACGCACGGCUGGAACUCUGGGUACUAAUGAAGUGCUAGAGCAGUUGUUCGUUUCGACCCAGCAGAGCAACUUGGAGCUCUGCGUGAAAUAUGCAGUUGACAGAACACUCAAGAAAUAUUUUGACUCUAAAGAGUCUGAGGUUCAUGAGGUGAUGAUAGCAAGAGUGGGCGUCUGGUUUCCGCAUAUUUCGGUUGUGAGUGUGUCUAUCCUCGUUCGAGCUCGAGCCAUGCUGAUCCAAGUCGUCGCCCGCCGUUCGCAGGCAAUCGUCGCCCGCCGUUCGCAGGAAUCGUCGCCCGCCGUUCGCAGUAUGUGA
Messenger RNA from Suillus bovinus, 1025 nucleotides. RefSeq lists its product as uncharacterized. Gene Ontology annotation, molecular function: GTP binding. The transcript has 10 exons. The coding region runs from base 42 to 1025 and encodes 327 amino acids. The record is from RefSeq and is a predicted model, not a curated record. Lineage: Eukaryota; Fungi; Basidiomycota; Agaricomycetes; Boletales; Suillaceae.